CACGUGAUAAAAUGGAUAAAGAUGGCUGUCUUCUUCUUUCAUCUCACGAAAUUAGAUAGAAUUUUAACACUCUAGGAAUAUAAACAAUGUAUACUGUUAAGCUUAGCACUUGAAAUUGAAUGCUACGAAUCCUGAACUUUGCUUAAUGAACUACAUUUUGAAAUGUUCGUGUGUAAAUGUCAAGUGAUUAUACAGACAAAUUGUUAGCUUUAAACAAUUAUGGCAUCCAGAAACUUAAAACCCAGUUCAGUUCAGGGUUUUGAUGCUGGGAAUAUAAAUGACAAGAUGCAAUCCAGUACUUUAAAGAGGCAACCAAGUCCAGAUUGGAGUAAAACUGAUUUGUUAAGAUUGCUGAGUUACUUUGAAGGAGAGCUUCAAGCAAGAGAUAUCACAAUUGCAACUCUUAAGGCUGAAAAGGCCAAGCAACUCCUGUAUCAAGCAAAGUAUGGCCGUUUUGGACUAGGUGAUCCUUUUGUAGCACUUCAGCGAGAUGCUGAAGGGAAAAAUGACACAGGAUUUGAUGAAGCAGCUAUUAAAAGCAUGUAUGAUAACCAGUUGGCACAACUAGAAAAUUUAAUAGCAACACAAAGAAAGGCACAACUCAAAAUGAGAGAGCAAUUAGGAAAUUCUGAAAAGAGAUUUCAUAAGGUUUGUAGUGAGUUGGAAGAAGAAAAGCAGAAACAUGCACAAGACACCGCCCAAGGAGAUGAUGUAACAUAUAUGUUGGAAAAAGAAAGGGAAAGACUCAAAGCUGAAAUUGAUUUUGAAAAAAACCAGAACAAAAAAUUAGAAAAAGACCUUAAAAAGACUCUUGCAAGUUUGGAGGAAGAAAGAGCUAAUGCCGCUCGGCACAAACAAGUUGCAAUAAUGUUGAUUAAGGAACGCAAAAAUUUAAUUGAGCGUAUUAUUGCUGAAAAUCAAAUUCGUGAUGAAAUGGAAUCAGCAUUGACAGAUGGGAAAUGUAAAAUUCAGAACAUGGCUGAAGGCCUGGCCCAAGAAAGCAAAAAGUCUCUCAAAAUGGAAGCUGCAUUGGAUAAACAAAGCUCAAAGUUUGAUUCUGAGAGAGAGACUUUACGAAUGAGAUUACAAGAGGAAGAAAAACAGACAAAUAUCUUGAGAACUGAGGUGGCACGUCUUUCUAAACAAUUGGAGUCAUUGCAACAGCAGGUACGAAGUAGCACAGCAUCACCAAGUGGGGGACAGAUUAGAUCAACAGUGUCACCGGGUAGGACGACAAACCCACUACCUACAAGAAACACAGCUGUAGCAGGGUCUAUUCCCAACUCAGUGGGUGUGCCACCACAAUCAGUAAGUCCCAGUAUUAAUAAUAAUCCUCCGCAGGGUUACAGUCCACAGCCAACGUCUACUGUCACGGUGGGCGGUAUACGAUCAGCCUCGAGCCUACAUCCAACCUAUGGAGCUAGCAGUAAGGUCUACACUCAGUCCAACACUAAAGUAUCAGACAGUGGUAGAUUAAGUUCAAACUCUCCAGAGAAGGAUGUAAUCUACAGGCCAGAGAACCAUCCAACUGGUACCCCAGCCCGUAGAGGACCAGGAGCCAUGCGCAUGGGACCAGUGGGGGCACCUGGGAUGGAUAGAGCUGAGGUUGAUAUGGGUCCAGGUGCAAGAGUGGUUAAUGUCGCACCUGGAUCAAGUGCAACGGUCACGACUCACGGUGGGGGUAAAAUUUCAUUUCACGUAGCCGGAGCUGGCCCCCAGGUACCCAAUCUUACCCAGGUAAGAAAAAGUCCUGGAUUUGGCGCCACCUCUGCUUCACCAGUUGGGCGAGGGGUUCCCCCUCCAAUACCCCCCAACAAGCCAAACAUUGUUUCCCCGUUACCUGGUGGCGGAAGGCCCUCUCCUCCACCCAAGGUUUCAGUGGUUGGAUCGGCGGUCAUUGUUCAAACUCCUGGACCAGAUCACCACCCUGGCCAUUACUCAGCCGGGAAAACAAUAGCUCAACAAAUUCCUGUCUCUGUUGGUGGUGGUCUGCCUGGGAAUCAGCCUUCCCCCUCUGGAGCAGUGGCCAGUGUUCGUACCCAAGUCAGAGAAACUUCUCCCUCGGCAGUUAGGAAAACCUCUCAGCCUGUUGUGGAUAGUCCCCCCUUAGAGCACCUUUCCACUGCAGUUAAAUCCUCUGACUCUAGUCACCCCCUUGAGUUUCUGGGUGCGGAAAUGGCCAACUUGCAGAAACUUUUGGCCACAAUGAGGACAGAUGAGGCCAGUACGAGUAAUUCACAUGUGAUUGCUACGGAGACCAGGACAAGUUCAUCAAGCUACACCCCAACAUCAUCAUCUUCAUCUACCCAUGGAAAAACUGCCACCCCAUUCUCUCUUGUAGAAAGUCCAUCUCACUCACAACCAGGAGCGGUGAGGGAACAAAACAACAACACCCUGAAGCUAGUCAUCAACAACCAGGAUGUUAAAACCUCAGCCACUGCUCAAAUUGGAUCUCCAACCAGCAUUCCCCUUCAUGUGUACGACGAGAACUUAACAACAACACCAACAAAGUACUCCACGCACCAUAUUGUGUCACCAACAUCUGUUAGCUCUGCCUUCACUAAAUCACUUCCCUCCCCUUCAGCAGAGUUCCCUGCCCCUGUUUCCCAGCUUUCUCUGCAUAGUAAUCAGCAAUUAACUGCUAACUCCCCUUCAGCCAAACGAAGAAGCAUUCCAUCGAGAUCAAGAUCUAAAUCCCCGACAAAGACUGCACAUUAUCUUCCUAGAUCGACCUCAUCGCAGAUUUUUAACAGCUCAAAACCACCUCAGGAUUCGUGGUCGCUCUUCCAAGUUAACACCCCAAAUCAGGCUGUGGUGGACUCGCAAGCUGAGUCCCUGCCUUUGAUAUACAACCUUGUGUGUUCUGGAGAUGUGAUAGCCCUACACAAGCACCUGAAAACUAACCCAUCUGAUGUCAGCUUGGCACUAAAAGAUGGCUCCACUGCUGUGCACUAUGCUGCAGAGUGCAAUCAAGAAUCUUGCUUGAAGCUCCUUCUUGACAACAGAGCCAAACCAAACAGCCCAAGAGAAGACAAAAUAACUCCCCUUCAUAUUGCAGCAUCCAAAGGCCAUUCUGGUUGUUUAAGGCUACUCCUGUCCAAUGGUGCUGUGGUCAACCCUGUCUCAGCAACAAGUCAAACCCCUUUGCAUUUGGCAGCAAAAUCUGGCCACUUUGAAUGUUGCCAGCUACUACUUAGACACGGAGCUGAUAUUUUAUUUACUGCACAGGACAAUCUGACAGCCAUCCACUAUGCUGUACAAGGCAACCAGCCAGAUAUCUUAAAGCUUAUACUGGACAAAAUGAACUUUGUACAGGCUUCAGAUGCUGCCUACCAGAUACUGAACAUCACGGACAAGGAUGGUUGGACUGUCACUCACAUGGCAGCCUACUUACCCAGUCCAGACUGCUUGCUUGUGUUGGCUGAAAGCCUUCCCUUAGACUUGAAUGCCAAAGACAAGUUAGGAAGGUCUGUCAAAGUUGUUGCCUCCCCUGCAUGUAAGGAUGCCAUAUCUGAUUUAGAGAGGCUCAGUGUGCCCAAGCUGAAAGUGGUUGUAGAACUUCGCUAUAUCUUGGAGAACACAACUGUGUCCAAUGUCCAGAUUGGUACCAUGGAUGUGGAGCCAGGCUACAGUUGGAAGAUGAUAGAAGACCAGUUACGAUCCACCUUGCAUUUCUACCUGGCUCAGUUGGGUUUAGGUCUGAAAACAAGGAGGAUUACUCGUUUGGAUGGCGAAGCUGACAGGCAAGACAAGGAGUUCUCUCUUGGUCUCACAAUGGCAAACAUCAAACACUUUGAAAUGGGAUACUAUAAGUGGACACCUGGCAUGCAGACAGACACUGCUCCAUAUGUUAUGAUUGCAAAUAACAACCAACUUCGGAAAAUAACUGUAGUUGUCGAUGAUGCUGGCAAUAUGUGUGAGCUGAUAGCAUUUGAUGUUCUUCAGCCUGUGUAUAGCAUCAACAAUUAUUUGCGUUUGCUGGAGCAGUACAAAAGUGUCAUAUUCUACGGCCCAAGUGGCAGUGGCAAGUCAUACCUGGCACAGAGGCUGGCUCAGAGCAUUGCAGCACAGGAAAUAGCUAUGGGCCGAAAGCCAGCAAUUUAUCAACUACAGUUAGAACAGGGAUAUUCUUGGUCAAACUUUUUGACCUUCCUAAAACAAAAGAACUGUGUUGUGCCCAUAGACAAAGGCCAAGACAAUGUUGCUCCCAUCCUUGUGCUGGACAAUCUGGAGAUGGUAGACAUAUCCCGGGUGUUUGGUGAGCUGCUUGAUGCCAUGGAAUACAGGGGGAUCAAGCAUGCAUUUUACCUUAGAGGUGAUGGCCAUAGUGAAAGUGGUAUGCACUAUCUGACGAAUCAGUUUUACCUUAUUGGAACAAUGAACAAAUCCAGGUCAUUAGGUGUAGAUCUGUCUAUCCUACCACGGUUCAGAUGGGUUCAGUUUAGGCUGGACACAGAACCUCUCAGAGGGCUGUUAGCUCGUCACUUCCUGAGACGCAUCAUCAACACAUACCAUGGCCACCUGCCGUCUCCUGAAGAUCCAGUACUGCGAGCCGUGGAGUGGAUUGUCUGUGUGUGGCAGAGACUUAAUGACAGCCUCAACAAACUGGGCUUUCUAGAGGUGGUCCUUGGACCUUGCAUGUUUUUUAAAUGUCCUUUGGAAAAACAAGACCAUCGACUGAUUCUUGAAUGGAUGAAAAACCUAUGGAAUCAAAAGAUAGCUCCUCGAGUAAGAGAAUCUGUUAAAAGAGGAACUGGAUCUGAAGCACCAACAGAAGGCCAGCAGAAGGUUGCCAACACUGCUUUGUAUGUUCUCAUGCAGCGCUCUGUGAUGCUUGGUUGUCCAUUGACUGGGCAAGAGAAAGAUUCUUAUCUGGCAGGGUUCUCUGGUUCAAAUGAGCUUGACAUCCCCUUAAAACCUGGCGACAGAUCUAGAGUUAGUUCCUCCAGCUCUCACCUACCUCGCAAGAGCCAGCACCAUGUGAGACCAGGGAGUCUGGACAUAACUGGAUCUUCCUACACUAGAAGGCCAAGAAGUGAGGUGGAAGAUAGCACAGCCUCUCAGUCUGUGUCACCUACUAAGAUGAAAGUCAGAAAUGGAAGAGAAGAAAGACGCGCAGACUCAGCUUCCAACACAAAACGCAGAAGUUUGUCAGAGUCAAGUGUCAACAAAGCAGCUCAGCUGGAGCUACAGCAGCAAGUGCUAGACGGCCUGCAGGCUCCUUCAUCUUCUAGUGCCAAGGUUGCCAAGCUAGAGGUGAAAUCACCUAAAUUUGUCAGCAUUGCACCCACAGCAUUCCGUGCCCCCUCGCUGAGCUCACCAAUGUCAAGGUCAGAGUCCAGCUCACCCCAGCCAGGGCAAGCUGCCCUUAAGACUGGCCGCAUAAGCCCAUUGUUGUCUCUGGUGGUCAGUACCAGGCACACAAACCCUAUAGCAGGUCAGAAGAAAUCCUGGUCAUCUGAAAACAUCGCUGGCAGUGACCUCUAUAGCAGUUCUGGGAAACUUCGAUCACCUGGGCCGUUUUCAUUUUCACUGACUACGCCAAAGUCAAAUUUAAGUGCUUUUAAGUUUUUAGACAAAACUGAUGACACCUCAAGUAUAUUAUCAGAACAGAUGCCAGAUUUUAGUGUGUUUGAUAAAGUUCCAACACCCACUGAAGAACUUCCCCCUAGCAGGAAUUUUGUGUUUACCAAGCAGCCAGAAUCUCAGGUUGGGAAGCAUGUUGAAGACUGGGGCAAGAGUAAAUAUGCAUUCAGACCUAUUCAAAGCGGAGAUGGGGAUUUCAAAGAAAAAGAUACCUACGUUUGAAGCUGCCUUUUAAACAAGUCUGAUACAGUCAUCUAAGAAUAUUUUAAUGCGUCACAAAACUAAUCUAACACUACAAGUGUGAUCAUCAUACCAAUGGACUUGUAAACUACCAAUUGCUGGUUUCAGUUUCACUUUUAUCUUUAAAUCUCCAGUAGAUAUUUUUCUGGUUGUGGACUUUGACACAAAAGUUGUUAAAGUCAUUGUAAUAUAGUUAGCUUGCUGGCUACUCUCUAAUCUUUUAACUAAGAUUUACUUGUAGGUAAAUGUAAUAUUGUUUUGAGUUUCUGACUAUUGUACAAUAGACAUCUAAAAAUCUUCCCAUAGGGAUCCAGGUGGCUGACAAAAACUUGCCAGGUAUCCUGAUUAGUUGUCCCUAGAGGUAACCCUAGUUUUUUAAAACACUCAUUGCCAAAUGUGUUUGUUACUGCUUUCCAGGGACCAAGAGAAUUCUGUUUUAUUUACUGAGGAAUUGGUAUUUUUAGAUCUAAAGAAACUAAAACUAACUCUUGUGUAUUUAAAUCUAAGUUGCAUAGUCUUUUUUCCUGCAUCCUACAAUUUUAUUCGGCUGUCAAGAAGUUUAGUGGGUAAAUUUUAAAAAUCUAUGUCUAAACAUGUGAAUAAUGAUUUCUGUGAUUUUGAUUAAAAGAACACAUUUUUAAAAAGUGUAAUAAUAGAAUACCAUGUACAUAUUUAUUGUCAGAUAAAUUAAAUAUUUGUGUGAAAUAAUGUUAUUUAAAGAAUUUAUUUAGACAUUUUCCGGUGUUCAAAUGUAUAGUUUAUUUACAUAAAUAAUUAGUAUCUUAAGAAUCGUUUUUAAAAUAUUUAAUCUACUCACUUGCUGGUCAUUUCCGUAUCAAAGGUUUGUUUACAUUUCUGUAAAACUUUCUGUGUAUACUUUUAUUUCACUGAUUUCCAUACUUUUUGUCCCUGCGUCUCCCCAUUUCUUCAUCUGUAAUUAUUUUCAACCCAUUUUGUUCAUGGUCAUAGUAUGGUCAGAACCCUAGGAAGGAGUGAACUAUUGCUGGUUGUUGUGGUUUAAUAUUUUUGAAACGAACAAAUGAAGAAAUUCUGAUAAUAGGUAUCAGGAUGGGAUAGCCAUUGUAUUUUAAAUGUAAUUUUAUAGGCCGUGAAAACAAAACACAAUUUUUUAAUGAAAUAAGUAUUUACAGUUAUAUAUUUUUUGUUAAUAAUUUUCAUGCCUUCCCUAGCACAAGUCUGCACCUCUCCUGGGAGAUAUCCCUCCCAGUUUGGUUGUUCCUUUACCUCUAGUAGUGCAAUUCAAUUGUUUUGUCUAGAAACAUUUUUAAUUUAUGGUCAAAGGGAAGCUACCUCAUAUUCCCAAACAUGUGAUCAAAUUCAGUGAUGUUAAUCUUUUUUUUAAAUCUAAAUUGUAUUCUUUUAUUUUAAUGGUAGAUUUUAAUUGUUUUUAAAAUACUAUUGUAUAAUUUUAACAAAGUACUCCAAUGGAACAAAACAUUGUUGAAAAGUUUUAAACUGCUGAAAUUACUAUGUACUUAGCAUACAGUGUGCAGUAAAAUGCUCAUGCAUCAUUACACAUUUUUGUUUUAAACCUUUUAAGCUAUAGAUUCUAAAUACAAGUUUUAAACUGAACAAAAUGUUUUUAACCUCUUAAAGACUAAGUUUAAAACUUAACGUUAGAAUCCUCACAAAUAGCUGUAACUGAUGUAUUGUUUGUUUUAAAAUGCAUUGAAAUAAGUAAAAUGUUCUUGUAUGUUGAACACUUAAUUUGGUCUCUUAAAAUAUUCCCUUUUUGAACCAAUUAUAUUGUCUGAUAGAAUAUUCUUGCAUUGAACAAAUUAUUUGUUCUGUAGUUUGUUCAUUGUAUUCUAGAUUUUGUUAGAACCUUUAUUCCAGCAUUUUUAUACUUUGUAUUAUCAGGAGAAUUACUGUUUAAGUUUAUUCUUUCUUCCAUUCUGUUGUUUCUUUUACACAUAUAGCUUGGUUGAAUUUGUAUUGCUUUUAUAAGGAUCUUAGUGUUCACGUUUUUAACUUAAAACAUAGUUUCAAAACAAUGCUCAUUCAUUAAUUUUUACCUUCAGUUAUUUUGAAGAUUGCUAAUUUACAAUUUGGUCAGUUGACUUCCAGUUAUACUAAUGACUGAUGAUGUUUUUAAUUAACACAGCCAUAAAUUGUAUUAUUUUAGUAUAGUUAUUUUAAUUGUAUUCCUGAUUGCUAUUUUUUACUUGUGUACUUUUUUGUUCAGUUUUCUGAGACCAAUUGUGGUUCUUGUAAAAAAUAUAGUUGUACAGUUAUUAGCCUUUAUUGUUAGAACUACUGCUACAGCCUCUUGUUGGUUAUAUAGUUUUAUAGUAAACAA
Messenger RNA from Physella acuta, 8146 nucleotides. Its product is annotated as cortactin-binding protein 2. Gene Ontology annotation, molecular function: ATP hydrolysis activity; protein binding; ATP binding. NCBI's taxonomy places the organism in Eukaryota, Metazoa, Mollusca, Gastropoda, Physidae. The record is from RefSeq and is a predicted model, not a curated record.